Rotaria sp. Silwood2 is the source of this 549-nucleotide messenger RNA. NCBI's taxonomy places the organism in Eukaryota, Metazoa, Rotifera, Eurotatoria, Philodinida, Philodinidae. The record is from the annotation of a GenBank genome assembly.
AUGACAAAUACAAUUGAGACCGAAGAAGCACUACUUCACGAAAUAGCUUUUUCCUGUCCUUUAGCAUAUAUGCAUUAUUUAAUAUCAGUCUAUGGUAGUGUUCGUUUACCACAAUAUGACAUUGGUAUUAUCAUGAAAUAUAUAAAUGGAUCAUCACUUGCUGCUGCUCUCAAUGAUAAAUCAACAAUUAUUCACAAUUUCUCUAUUCGAGAACGUUUAGAAAUUACAUUGAGUAUCGCUAAAGGUCUCGUUGAACUUUAUUUAGUUUACAUUGUUCAUCGUGAUUUUAAAGUAGAAAAUGUUCUUCUUUUUCAAUCUUCUAAUGGUAGUUACAUAUCAAAAAUAGCGAAUUUUGAUCUUAGCUAUCAAUUGGCAAUCGUCUCGGCUACGUUUGUCAAAGACUUUGGUGGUACUGUUGGUUAUGAUGUACUUGAAAUCGUCAGAUAUAUAUUCUUUAGCUUUUACUCUCUACGAACUUUUGGCAAUCAAAUGUACUUUUACUGGUAUGAAAUCGGUACGAAUUCUGGCAAGGUUCACUAUGCGCUGUGA